Guyanagaster necrorhizus is the source of this 744-nucleotide messenger RNA. RefSeq lists its product as uncharacterized. The transcript has 4 exons. The record is from RefSeq and is a predicted model, not a curated record. The coding region runs from base 1 to 744 and encodes 247 amino acids. NCBI's taxonomy places the organism in Eukaryota, Fungi, Basidiomycota, Agaricomycetes, Agaricales, Physalacriaceae.
AUGACAGGUCCUGGUCUUUCGAUGUUUUGGUCGGAAGAGAAGAGUACCAUUCAAAUCGAGGACGAGCAGUUUGCGCUUGAUGGUCAUGAAGGAAGGGAGUAUCGCGGGAGGAGACCGUGGGAGAGACGGGCUGGUGCGGGGGCCUCGCAGGCCACCUGUCGCUUUCUCGGUCUGGAGAUCAUUAUCGGCACUCCAUCGGCACGUAACUUGGGUUAUCGGAAAAUAAACCCUAUUUCUAAUUUGGGCCAGCCUGAAUCGAUGACGGGCCGUACAAUCGGGCCGACAGAUGCCGCGCAGAGAAAAUUGGAAUGGGCAUCUUCUGCCGCUGCCGUUGUUCAACGAUUUGCUGAAACUUCAGUUGUCAAAGAGCCCAAUCAAGAUAACGUUCACAGACCGGCGAAUACGUUCACGAUAGCAGCUGGGUAUCACGUUGAGUGUGACGGGCACAACAUAUCUCUUCAUCCAAUUGGGGGCGAUAACAGCAAUACAUAUGAAAUUUAUACCCAUCCUCCAGGUCAAAAUGCUGAGUAUGGAUUUCUGGCCCAGGUGACAUUCACUGAUGCGACAGGUGGGCAAAUUCUUCUUCCCAGCCGUCGAUAUUUCCAACUCCAUGAUCCUUGUGCCAAGGUUGGACAUUUCUCAGGGGCAGGGGAGGUCAUGGAACAAUUAUUCCAAGAUGUAGAGGACAUAAAGGUCUUAGCAGGGGAUGGAGGAUCGCACGACCUUUUGUCUUUCUCCACGUAA